This is a messenger RNA of Anneissia japonica, 4587 nucleotides long. RefSeq names its product kinesin-like protein KIF28P. NCBI's taxonomy places the organism in Eukaryota, Metazoa, Echinodermata, Crinoidea, Comatulida, Comatulidae. Gene Ontology annotation, molecular function: ATP binding; microtubule motor activity; microtubule binding. Gene Ontology annotation, cellular component: microtubule; kinesin complex. Bases 144 to 3080 code for a protein of 978 amino acids. The record is from RefSeq and is a predicted model, not a curated record. Gene Ontology annotation, biological process: microtubule-based movement; cytoskeleton-dependent intracellular transport. The transcript has 21 exons.
AUCCUAUUGUAUACAAUUCCACUACACGAUCAUGGCCGAUAAUUGAUGGUUUGCACUUCAAUGGACAAAAACACAGACAUAUGAUUUUUUAGUGAGAAGAAGGAACUAGUUUUCGUUGAUAGAUACUUCACUCCUGAUCCAUCAUGGCUGAAGAAAGUGUAAAAGUCGCCGUCCGAGUGAGACCUUUCAACUCUCGCGAAAAAGCUCGGAGUGCGCAACUGAUCAUCGACAUGCAGGGUACAACAACCACAAUAAAAAAUCCAGCUGAUCCAAACGGAGAGCCUAGGAAAUUUAAUUUUGACCACAGCUACUGGUCACAUGAUGGCUUUGAGGAAGAUGCCAAUGGCUAUUUAACACCAGUGUCUCCACGGUAUGCAGAUCAGAAACGUGUGUUUAGUGACCUUGGUAAUGGUGUUCUAAAGAAUGCUUGGGAGGGGUACAAUUGCUCCCUAUUUGCAUAUGGACAGACAGGUUCUGGAAAAUCCUAUUCGGUCGUUGGAUAUGGUGCAAACAAAGGUAUUGUACCAAUGUUCUGCAAUCAGGUUUUUGUUGGUAUUGAUGAGAAGAAGGCAGAAGGUACUAAGACAGAGUAUGAGGUAAACUUUAGUAUGCUGGAAAUCUACAACGAGCAGGUCCGAGAUCUGUUGUCUCCUUCUAACAAGAAGAAAGGAGGUCUACGAGUGAGGGAACAUCCCAAGAAAGGGUUCUACGCUGAGGGGUUACGUACCGUCCCAGUUAACAGCUACAACGACAUCGAAAACCGAAUGGAAGAGGGUACACGCAACAGGACAGUAGCAGCUACACAGAUGAACGCUACAAGUAGUCGUGCUCAUACAAUUGUAGGCGUUUCAUUCACCCAGAAAUCGUUUAAUGAUGCAGGACAAGAGAUGGCUAAGGUUUCCCUUAUCAAUUUAGUUGAUUUAGCAGGAAGUGAGAGGGCUGAUUCAACUGGAGCUACUGGGGAUCGACUGAAAGAGGGCGCUGCCAUUAACCAGUCCCUCUCUGCUCUUGGUAAUGUCAUCGCAGCUUUGGCAGAUGCUAGCCAAGGAAAGAGAGUCAAAGUUCCGUACAGAGAUUCAGUGUUAACAAGGCUUUUGAAGAAUGCCCUCGGUGGAAACAGCAAGACCAUUAUGAUCGCUGCCCUGAGUCCUGCAGAUAUCAAUUAUGAAGAAACCCUAUCGACACUGAGAUAUGCUGACCGUGCAAAGCAGAUCAAAACGAAGGCAGUCGUGAAUGAGGAUCCAACCGAGAAAUUAAUUCGUGAGUUGAAAGAGGAAAAUGAGAAACUACGAGAAGCAUUGAAGAAUGGCGGUGUAAUCUCAAUGAAGGCAGACGAUGAUGAUGAUGAGGCCGGAGGAAAAGGAGAUGUGGAAGCUAUAAGGAAGCAACUGGAAGAGGAAAUGAAAGCUGUGUUGGAAGCAAAUGAACUUGAAAUGGAGAUGAUGAAGAAAACUUGGCAGGAAAAGUUAGAUAGUGCUGGAAAGGGCGAUGAGGGUGAAAAAUCCAAGAAGGAGGAAUGUAAGACAACGCCUCAUCUUUACAACCUUAACAUUGACAACCAGCUCUCCGGUAUGAUAGUGCAUAUAAUAAAAGAAGGUACCCUGAAGGUGGGCAGUACAAAAGCUAGCCCCCAAGCAGACAUUGUCCUGUCAGGCCUAGGAAUUCAACCGGAUCAUGCACUGUUGGCUGUUGAGAAUGGCAACGUGUUCCUGGAGAAGGUAGCGGAUGGCAAAGUGCUUCUGAAUGGGGAACCCUUGACCUCCAAACAACAGCUGGAUCACAAUGACAGGAUUAUGUUCGGUUCUAACCAUAUGUACGUGUUCCAACACCCUGGUCUGAAGGCAGCCAACCCAGACAACUACAGGAUACCAGUCACGUAUGAAAUGGCUCAGCAAGAGAUUGCACAGAACAAUGGAUUUGAUAUGUCCUCCAAACAAUCAGUAGAGGAGAUGAUAUUACAAGAAGACCUUAUCGACCUGAUGCCUGCUGUGGAGGAGGCUAAUGCUAUUAGUGAGGAUCUUGAUCGAAAAGUCAAGUUUGAAAUUGUGGUCGUCUCACCAAAAGCAAGAGGGCUCACUCAUGGUAGAACGGAAGUUUGUGUGAAGAUGCGCAACAUGGUAUCUGACCAGGAAUAUAUUUGGUCAAGAGACAAAUUUCAACGACGCAAGUACCUUAUGCAGGAGAUGUAUGAGAACUACUCAGAUGGAGAAGACUGGCAGCUGCCAGAUGAAAAGGAUCCCUUCACAGAAUCACCCGAUACAGAGAUCCAAAUUGGUCAUGUUAACAUCUACCUGCAGAGCAUGGCAUACAUGAUUGAACUGAAGGACAGUCUUGAGGUUUACGAUAUGAAAGGGAAAGAAAUUGGAAUGAUGGAUGUGGAAGUAAUUCCAUGCAAUGCCAAGGGCAAGGAACUCACAGAAGCCGAUGAUAUGUUUGUUGAUGACCCCAAAGAACUUAUUUCCUCCAGUGUUAACUUUGUUGUGAAGAUCCAAUCUAUCAUAGGAUUACCAAACAAGUAUACGGACUUAUAUUGCAGAUAUAAUAUGUUUCUAGAUGUAGAACCCACCAAAACUAAAGUUAUCCAGAACACAUCCAAUCCAGAAUUCAAACACAGGAAGAACUUUUCAUUUAACCCAGCAACUUCACAGCUGGUGGACUACCUAGCAAACGGCAUCUUGGCAGUGCAGGUAUGGGGCAAGUACAAGACUGAGCAAGCACAUCGAACCAAGAACAUGAGCACAAAACAAAUGGUCAUGUCAGAAACGCUGGCAAAAGGUCGCAAUCUUAAUGUCAAUGGUGUCAAGGCUUGUGAUCCAGAAAAAGUAGCCCUUAAAUUUCAGAUGACUGCAUUCAAGAAGCAACAAGAGAGACUUAGCACCAAAGUGGCCCAGAUCCGCAGAUGUGUACAGGUUGCCGAGGAGCAUAAGAAGGCUAGAAUCCAGACUCUACUCCUGAAGGAAGUUCUUAAUGCCCAGAAUCCUAAGACAGUAGAAAUGGCUAUCAAACGAAUCCCACAAGAUGAUGGCUGUGGGCCUUACCAACCUGAAUCCCAGCAAUCAGCCAUGUGUAAGCUGAUGUAAUUUACCAUCAUCCAAAUGAAGUUAAAUUCAACAUCACUGAAACUUUUGAUGAUGGUGUACAUCACACCAGUAUUUGACAAUGGUUAACAUCGCCACAAAAAUAAAGGACAACAAUUAAAGCAGUCUCAUAUCUUUAUAUUGUUUUGGUGUGUAUCAGUAGUGGUCAUCCUUCUAGGCUUCUUCGAAGUGUAAAUAUCCGGUCAACCUCAAUAUGCAGUGUAUACCUCAUUAUUGUUGAUAUUGCUAUUAUUAUCUAUUUUAUUAUUGUUGCCAGUCAGUUGUAUUAUAUAUCAUAUAUUAUAGUCAAUCCUAUAUUAUUAUUUGUUAUUGUUAUUUUUAUUAUUAAUAUUAUUAUUAUAUACAGUAGUGGUUGUUUUAUUACAUUAGUUACCAUAAUGGAUGGAUGGAUUUAUUCCGUGUAAACGCUAAGGAUAACCCGGGAAAGUCUGAAGAAGACUUAUUUCCAGUGGGGUCCUUCUGAUGGUGGGGAUGGUGGUGAACACGAACAUUAAAAUAAGUCUUGAAGGAUUGUAUGGUGAUUUGACAACCAUGAGGCAAAUACUACAAAUCUUAAUUGUUAUUUGGUUCCGAGAAGAACGGUUUGGAUUGUAAUUGAACAUUGUUGCUGCUAUUACUAUUUUCAUUACUAUUUUAUUAGUGGUAAAUAUAUUAUGAAUUAAUGAUGUUAGUUUAUUUCACAAUGCUAAAUACUGAUGUUUACCAUUAUCUGCUCUUCCAUUGUUAGAAUCUUCCUGUGUUAAAAAUGUUUUUUUUCUUUUGGUAAUGUUUUUUCUUUUGGUAAUGUUUUAAGGUGCAAUGAGUGUAAUAAAACAAAAAUAUCGGUUACAAAGAGCAAACCCAUAUGGAGUUUAAUUACAUAUCCAAUGCCAGUAACUUUUAGUUUAGAAAUAUAUUUGUCUAAACAUAUUAACGGCUAAUUCAUACCUCUAUAUAAUACCAUACUUAAAUAACUUUAUUUUUGUAUAUUGUGUUGUGACUGUAUUUUGUGUAUAUUUUUGUUUAAAAUAUGUUAUAAGUUUAAAAAACUAUAUAUUAAUUAACAUUUGAGGUUUACUAUAGUGUACUAUGGAGCGAGAAAGAAUAUGUACAGUAUAACAUUUUAUUUUAAUAUAGAUUUUCCUUUUAUAGACAUACUGUCUUGCAAAUCUAACUUGGAAAUUUACACAAAUUUUUGCUAUCAUACAAGGAUUUUCAUCAAUAAAUCGUAUAAUGGCAUCAUUUGUAAAUCAUUUAACAGAUAUUGUAUAUUGUUUUUUUAUCUGAUUGAAAGUUAGUACGGUACCUGGUGUGAUUCUUUUAAGCAAUUACAUUUGUAUUAACAUUUUUGUUUUGAUUUGACAGUAUUUAGGUUUUUUGAUUGUUAUAGCAUUAUAACUUUCUAUACUUUUCUAUAUUGAUUUGGGGAUCCAUCUUGUCAUUGCAUUGUCAUGCAACUGUAUUUGAUUCCAGGACAAUAAAUUACUGUCUUAUGAUGUUUACCUAAUUG